ACCAGCUUAUAUUUCAGCUCUUUCCUGGACUCGAACUCAAGUUCUGUCGAAGGGUCAUGAGGACUCGAAACGUCAACUCUUUUCUAUAUUCAGACUUGCUUGAUUUUUGAGUGGUGAGCACUUUGCAAGUUUCUUUUUUAGUUGGAUUGUGUGGCACUCUUAUUUGUCAGUGACUCCCAUGCUCUGAGGGUGUAGAUACCCUCCUGCUGGCCUCUGUAGCCCACUCUGGGUGACAGCCUGACUCCUCCAGCACAGCCUGACUCCACCCGGAACUGAUUAGACGCCAUUUUACGUGGGGUCAGGCCGGACUUCCGAGUGGCCGGUUCGGUGCUUCACUCCUGAGGAACUGACUGUCAAAGAUGAACGCGCUUCAGAGGAAACUUCUGCAGAGGCAUCGCGUGCAUCUGGUGACAAAACUGAAGCCCGAGCUCAUUUAUGACUUUCUGGUGGCGAAAGGCGUUUUCACGGACGACAUGAUAGAGGAAGUCAAGAAUUCGGGCACACGUCGGGACCAAGCCCGUCAGUUGGUAAUUGAUCUGCAGACUCGCGGGACAGGAGCAUUUCCUGCUUUUUUGGAAAGUCUGCAGGCAACUGGGCAACAUGAGCUUCUUGAUUUACUGCAAGAGGAGCUCCCUAUCCAAGACAGGCCCUUCACCUCUGUUAAACCAGUUGAACCCCAGCAAGGAUGUCAAUCUGUACAGCAGGAAAUCCCGACAUCUCGCCCUAUCCAAUGUUCAGAUACUGAUCUCGUAUUUCCAAGAACACCGACUCCAAGAAGACUACAGGAUGACAUGAUUUAUAAAAUGGAUGCUGACCCUUGUGGCUAUUGUUUGAUCAUCAACAAUAUAGAUUUCAUUCCAAGCAGUGGUUUGACUUGUCGCUCAGGCUCUGACAUCGAUUGUGAAAAUGUGCAAAAUCUCUUUAAGAAAUUGCACUUUGAUGUUAUUGUUAAAAGAAAUCUGACCAAACACUUGAUCGUCGAGGAGCUGAAAAGUCUAGCUUGCAAGGACCAUACAGAUUUCGACUGCUGUAUUGUAGUUAUUCUUUCGCAUGGCAGUCAGGCUCAGCACAGGCAAUUUCCUGGUGCAAUUUUUGGAGUGGAUGGGGGUCAACCAGUGCCAGUUCAGCAUAUUGUCAGCUAUUUUGAUGGUUCACACAGCCCAACACUGCGUGAAAAACCCAAAUUAUUCUUCAUUCAGGCUUGUGGUGGAGAUCUGAAGGAUACAGGAUUCAAGACGGCUGAGGAGGUGGACAGUGCUCCUAGUAUACCCUAUGAUACCAUUAGUUUGCAGACCGACGCAACUCCCUGUCUAGCAGAAGAUGAGCCAGAUGCAGUAUCGAGCUUACCGACCCCCAGUGACAUUUUGGUUUCAUACUCUACCUACCCAGGCUAUGUGUCCUGGCGACACAAAAAGGAGGGAUCUUGGUACAUGAAAGCGCUAGUACAUGUUAUCAGUAAAUAUGCUCAUUCUGAUGAUCUACAAACACUCCUAAUGCGGGUAACAAGAAGCAUUUCAGAAAAUGAGGAAGCUAAAGGAAAGUACAAGCAGAUCCCUGGUUCCUUCAAUUUCCUUCGCAAACAUUUUUACUUCUUUAACAAGGAGAAGCAGUGAAGUUUUCCGAUUAUGGAUUGAUGAGUAUGUGCCGUCAUCUUGCUGUAAAUCACUUUGAAAAAUCUCGAUGCUCUGGUUUUAAAAGGAAUUAAUUAUCACCGAGUGCUGAUCAGUUCCUAUCAUUCUGGUUGUAUAUUUCUAUUGCAGCUCAUAGAAAUUUGUAUCAGAGUAUGUAGGAGAGUGUUAGAUGUAAAUUAAUCAUUGAAUGUAUUUUAAUGUAUGGGUGACAUUGUGCAAUUGAUAUACUAAUCAGCAUUGACACAAUCCAUUCAUUGUGCUAACAUACAAACAAAAUAAAUCUCAUCUUUUUGGGGAGGAAGACUAUUCAAAUUACCUUUCAAGACACUUUAAUUGUUCAGUUGGGCAGUGACAGAAAGCAAGAUUUGGUUUCAGCAUCUAAAAUUUGCCUGCCUCUACUGGACACUUGUAUUGAUGAAAGAACAAUUGGAUUCACACUACAACAUAAAUGAAUAGUUCUGCUUCAAACACAUAGGGCCACUAAGAUGAGAGGAUGGUGGUAUGAGUUGAAUUAAGCUUACCCUAUCCUAACUCUGAGUUGGAUUGUGAAAUAAGAUAAUUGUAUUUAAUUAGCACCUUUGUCUUCUGUGCCUCAAUCAAGAUGGGAGAAUGGUGACGAAACAACUUAGAUCUGCGUGUCUGAGUUUGCUAAUCACAGCUGGAGUGGCAGUAAGGGUGCUACAACCGGUUUCCACCUGCCAGGAUAAGAUAAAAACAAAAACAGAAU
This is a messenger RNA of Carcharodon carcharias (great white shark), 2358 nucleotides long. RefSeq names its product caspase 9, apoptosis-related cysteine peptidase (gene casp9). Gene Ontology annotation, biological process: proteolysis; regulation of apoptotic process. The record is from RefSeq and is a predicted model, not a curated record. Gene Ontology annotation, molecular function: cysteine-type endopeptidase activity. The transcript is spliced from 9 exons. Bases 360 to 1613 code for a protein of 417 amino acids. Lineage: Eukaryota; Metazoa; Chordata; Chondrichthyes; Lamniformes; Lamnidae.